This is a messenger RNA of Owenia fusiformis, 986 nucleotides long. The record is from the annotation of a GenBank genome assembly. Lineage: Eukaryota; Metazoa; Annelida; Polychaeta; Sabellida; Oweniidae.
AACUUUUACAAAUCAAUUGCCUAAACACCCUGUAAUGUGAACAACUCUUAAUGUAGGCACAUCUCUUUGUGGCCAUUUCACAUGUAAACAUCUCUCACUAUGAGCCAGAUUCAUCCUUAAUGGUUUCCAUAGAUAAGACUGUACUGAAAGCAAAAGGUGAAUUACUUGCGAUCGGCCAACUGAAUAUCCAAGGAACACUAAUACAAAUCUCAAGUUACACCAAGGAAGCUCUUACACCACCCGAAAGAGUGUCGAUUCAUGGUAUACCACUCCACAUUUCGAAUUCAGAAGUGGAAGGUUGGAUUGCUGAGAUGGUAAACAUCACUUCGCCAGUACAAUAUGCCAUGAAAGGGACAGAUAAAAUGAAGAUAAAUACAGGAAAUAGAUUCUGCUACGGUCAUGUUAAGGAUGAUGUUAUACUCCCUAGGUACAACCGACUGCCUCUGAACAACCCAUUUGACAAUGAAGCAAUAAUCGAGUAUGAGGUUACUGUCUACAUCAAUUCACAGCCAAUCAAUUGUGCACGAUGUCUUGAAUUAAACCACAUGAGUAGAGAGUGCCCAAGCAAGAAACCACAGUGUCGAAAAUGUGGCCAGAUAGGGCAUAUCGCUCGCCUGUGUACUCAGCAGGAGCAGGAUGAUGAUGAUGAUAUUGCAGAGCCCAAGCAGCCAGAUGAUGAUCAAUCACAUGAUGGUGAAGCAGGUACCAAAUCAGAAGAAGUUGCUAGCGAGAAAUCAGAAGAAGAAGAGGAGGAGGAUCAGCCAGAGACAAUACCAGAAAAAAUCUAUCCGCUUUUUGACAAAAAUGUAAAGGAUGCAAAGUCAAGAAAUAUGAAUAGUGACAAAGUGAAAAAAGCAAAAGCAAAACCAGAAUUGACAAACACCAAAACACCAUUGAAAACAGCAAAAGACUUAAACAAAAAGAGACCACCACACUUUACACCGCCCAGUGUAGAGAAAAGUGGAAAACAAGGAAAAGUAUCUUAA